Messenger RNA from Paramecium tetraurelia, 670 nucleotides. RefSeq lists its product as uncharacterized. The record is from RefSeq and is a predicted model, not a curated record. Gene Ontology annotation, molecular function: lipid binding. The transcript has 5 exons. Lineage: Eukaryota; Ciliophora; Oligohymenophorea; Peniculida; Parameciidae.
AUGUAGGUGAAUUACGAAGCAUUGAUUGAUGAGACUAAAAACAAAAUGUUGAAAUGGCAAGAAAUCAACGAACAGAACAUGUGGGAAUUGUACUCAAAUAAAGAUGGAUAUAUUGUGUAUACCAAGAAGAAUCCAGAAAACGGAAUUGCAAUGAAUAGGACACAAACAGAAAUAGCUAGAACACCUGAUCAAAUACUUGAUUUGGUAGGAGAUGUAAAUAAAAGACCCUUGUAUGAUGAGAAGAUUGAAACUGCACACGUUAUAGAAUAGAUUGAUGCAAAUACUAGGAUAGUGUAUGUGAGAAUCAAACCACCCAUUCCUUUUAUGAGCAGCAGAGACUUAGUUAUGGUUUAGAAAGUGUAUAAAUAAAAUGAUGGCAUUAUUAUCGUUUGUUCUAAAUCUAUCAUCCAUUAGAAAACUCCCCCAAUUAAUAAGGUUGAGAGAGCAGAAAUGCAUUUGAGUGGUUGGAUCAUCAUUCCUUAACCAAAUUAAAUGACCAAAGUUAUAGCUCUCCAAUGUUUUGACCCAAGAGGAGAUGUACCUUAAUCAGUUACUAACCAAUAUGCAAAGUUGUAAUCAGAUAUGAUGAAAGCAGCCGUAAAAUACAUUGCACUUAAUUAUAAAUGAGUAUUUAUUAACACAAAUUUAAUAUUGAUAAUCAUUUGUUAAA